Knipowitschia caucasica is the source of this 393-nucleotide messenger RNA. The record is from the annotation of a GenBank genome assembly. NCBI's taxonomy places the organism in Eukaryota, Metazoa, Chordata, Actinopteri, Gobiiformes, Gobiidae.
AUGUCUCCCCGGCCUUGCCUGUCUCCCCCGUCUCUUCCCCAUGUCUCCCCGGCCUUGCCUGUCUCCCCCGUCUCUUCCCCAUGUCUCCCCGGUCUUGCCUGUCUCCCCCGUCUCUUCCCCAUGUCUCCCCGGCCUUGCCUGACUCCCCCGUCUGUUCCCCAUGUCUCCCCGGCCUUGCCUGUCUCCCCCGUCUCUUCCCCAUGUCUCCCGCCCCCUGUCUCCCGGCCUUGCCUGUCUCCCCCGUCUCUUCCCCAUGUCUCCCCGGUCUUGCCUGUCUCCCCCGUCUCUUCCCCAUGUCUCCCCGGCUUGCCUGCUCCCCCGUCUCUUCCCCAUGUCUCCCCGGCCUUGCCUGUCUCCCCCGUCUCUUCCCCAUGUCUCCCCGGCCUUGCCUGA